AUGGAUAAGCCUAAACCCCGGAAGAGAUCAAUCGCGGGGAAUUUGGUGACACUUACAAACACCUUGUGCAAUAUAUCAGAACAAAGAUGCUGCGACCAAGACGCACAGAGACGAGCCCUAGCAGCUAUUGGCCUUUUGCGUCGUAAGAUUCGAUCACUUCAAUCGUUCCCCCAAGAACCAGCGAUCAAGCGCUGCGAAACGAAUUGUCCUACUGACUCACGGACGGAUGUAGUGUCUCGUUUGCCUACAGAGAUAUACAUCAUGAUAAUUAACUGCCUCGUCAACGAUAGGUAUGGGAGGUCUCCGGAGCAGGCGAAACUACGUGCCCAGACUUUACAAUCUCUGGCAUCUACCUGUAGAAUGUUCCAGAUACUUUGCGAGGAGCACCUGUAUACGCACCCGAGAUCCCAGCGACUAUCGACGAAUAGCAACCCCCAAUGGCUAUUUCUCUUCUGUCUUACUAUUGAGCCCCGCAGAGCCCAUCAUAUCCGGUCACUGACAUUCCAGCCCCGGCCAGAGAAUUUCCGAUACGGUGUAUGGGUAAGCACUCUGGAGCUCUGUCCCAAUCUAACUCGUCUUGAACUGGAUUGGAAAUAUGCCCCCGCACAAGUCGUUCGACAAUUCAUGCAUAUGCACAUGGGCUUGUUUUUUGCUGCCUGUCCCAAGGUUACCGAGUUCAUAUAUGACGGUGGCUUCGGCCUCGACGAUGAAAUAACUGCAAAUGAGGUGGCGUUUUCGCAGCAAUACGCAGACUUUGCGAAGCAGCUUUGCCACUUAGAAGUUUGUGGCGCAUUCGAGUCCAUCCGGGACAUCCUUCAUUAUGAUUACCCAAACCUCAAGUCACUCACUCUCACAGAGUUCGACUAUGGGGAGAGAGAAGAUUUCUUUCAGAAGCUAUCUCUUUGUACUCAUGAUUUAGAAAGACUGAGAUUAGGCUGUCCUAGACAAUUCUCCCUGCAAGACCUGGAGAUCGGCUUCAAAACAUGGGGGAAAACAUUACAGUCUCUUGACAUCGAGCGCCCCGUAUUCAUGGAUUCCGACGAUGACAUCCUUGGCCAUCUGCUGCCCCAUCUUACAAGGUUGGAGGAGCUUGGUUUGAGUGCGUGGUGCACCACAUUCCGCCUCUCAGAUAUCCAGGCUAUAGCUCAACCGGAUGCUCCACGUCUGAAAGCGUUCCGGUGGUUCCAUGCAGAUGAUAUCUUCAAAUACGACCCACUUGCGAAUGCAGAAAACGUCAGUAAAGCCAUAAUUGACAUCUUCAUUGCGCAUUCUGAGACUCUCAAUACCUUCAUCAUAGAAGAAUCGUUCAACUUUUGGAACUUCGGUAUGGAUAUCUUUAAGCACCUCCAUAAAGCAAAGAAUUUGGAGAAUCUUCGGGUGCAGCUAAAUGACAUUCCUACCAAAAAAGAGAUAGACGGUCUUCUGACUGCAUGCCCGAAGCUUGGAAAGUCAGAAUUAGGACUCACGGUGGUUAAGGAGUUCUUCACUGAGUGCACCUUGGCGACUAUGAAGUACAAGGAGGACACGUUAGAGGCCGUGGAGGGUAGUUGGGGAAGGACAUGCCAUCCUAUGAGGACUGGGACAUGGUCAUAG
Messenger RNA from Fusarium mangiferae, 1593 nucleotides. RefSeq lists its product as uncharacterized. The record is from RefSeq and is a predicted model, not a curated record. Lineage: Eukaryota; Fungi; Ascomycota; Sordariomycetes; Hypocreales; Nectriaceae. The transcript has a single exon. Bases 1 to 1593 code for a protein of 530 amino acids.